AUGGCUCUGGAACCAAUUGACUACACUACGCACUGUCAUGCUAUAGAAGAAGCAUUUCAGAAAGUCGUUCGUGCUGCAGACGAGGAGAUUGACUGGCUGAUCUUGAGUCCCAACGGCCAAAAACAAUACACUUCGGAGAAACAAGGAAGCGGUUUUGGGGAGUUUCUAGGAUCGUUCGAGGAUUCCAAAGUGGAGUAUGGGCUUGCGCGUGUCAACCCUCCAGGCUCCGAUGUGCAGAAGCUAGUUCUGGUUGGGUGGUGCCCGGACAACGCUCCUAUGAAAUCAAGAGCUUCGUUUGCGUCGAACUUUGGUGUUGUGGCCAACCAGGUGUUGAAGAGCUACCACGUUCAGAUUACGGCGCGGGACGAAGAUGAUCUGGACGAAAACGAGCUCCUCGCGAAGGUCAGCAACGCAGCAGGCGCGCGCUAUUCCAUCCAAACGCAGGGUCCAACCAAAACUACAUCCGCACCUAAACCACGCCCUUCUCCUGUUCCGCAGAAAAAUGAGCAUAAAAAAACCGUGGUGCCGGAGCCCAAAGCCACUGCUCCUCCCAGAGUGUCAACCCCACCUGCGUCCAAGCCGGCUCCGCAGGCGACGAGCGCAGAAGACGAUUGGGAUGAGCCUGAAGUCCAAGAACGCGACUUGCGGAGCAAUCCAUUGAAGCCCAACCAAUCCACAUGGAAACCUGUGGGCAAGGUGGACCUUCAAAAGCUAAUCGCGGAGGAAAAGUCCAAGCAAGACCCGCGUUUGGUAAAUUCUGUCAAAUCAGAAACGCCUGCGAAAUUAAAUGCCAAGGACGACAUUGAAAAACUAAGGAAAGACUCCAAAGCUCAAAGAGAUGCUGAGAUUAACAGAUAUCUAGGCACCAGAGCCCCCUCUACCACUUUGCCAAAGAGAAGCGAAGACAUGGUGGUGAAGGGUUUCCAAAACGAAAAAUCACCAGCUCAAAUCUGGGCCGAAAAGCACCAAAAGCAGCAACCAAUGACGAGUGAGGUGUCUGACUCAAAACCAGAAGAAGGAGAUGAAACGGAUGAGGAAGGGCACGAAGAGGAGGAUGACACAACGAAUGUCUCUGACGUGAAGUCCAAAUUCGAGAAAUUUAACGUAGCCGAACCCCAGAUAAUAAAGCCCGGCCAGACAAAAGCACCUGCGUCUGUCACGACCGAGGAACAAAGACAGCCAACCACAACCAAAAAGCCCAUUGGCACACCUCUACCUGGCAUGCAUGCGGAAAUUGAGAACGAAUCCGAAGAGGAGGCGGACGAUGACGAUUGGGAUAAUGAAGAGGAUGAAAUUCCUGCCUCCAAACCCACGUUGCCGACUUCAACAACUAGCACUAGUGCAGCUCCUCCCCCGGCACCGUCGCCAAGACCGUCGUCCAAGGAGCCCACCCCACAACCUAGAGCAACACCACCUCUUCCUACUCGCAGCACGGAGACUACUUUUGUUCCCCCACCACCUCCCAGAAGAAACGUUCCUACACCAAGUGCUUCCCAAGAAGCCGAGAGCUUGGAGUCGCCUAACGUGACUGCAGAAUUAUCGGAGCCUGAAGAUAUUCCAGUCAACAUUGCAGAUCAAGAUGAAGAAGAAUCGGAUGAAGAACAAACAAAGGAGGAUCUACCAUCUGCUAUUGCCGAUUAUGACAACGAGGCCGAAGAGCACAAUGAACUGGCUUUCCAAGAAGGUGACAAGAUUAUCAACAUUGUGUUUGUUGAUGAUGACUGGUGGCUCGGGGAAUUAGAAUCAAGUGGUGAAAAAGGUUUGUUCCCUAGUAACUACGUCACGCUUGUUGAAUGA
Lachancea dasiensis is the source of this 1797-nucleotide messenger RNA. The record is from the annotation of a GenBank genome assembly. NCBI's taxonomy places the organism in Eukaryota, Fungi, Ascomycota, Saccharomycetes, Saccharomycetales, Saccharomycetaceae.